AUAUAUACUUUGAUUGUUAUAUUCAGUCACAAAUGUGUGUAUGAUGGAUUACAGUUUAGCCGCAUUGAAGCUUCUGUGUUGUCAGCUGAAACACGCUCGAGAAGUACCGUCUCAGAAUGGCUUCACGCUCGGCGGCAUCCUCUUCCAACGCGCAUGGUUGCAGGGCAUUCUGGUCUCCUCCUCCGACGCCGACGGCGGCCGUCUGCUUCUCGACGACGGAACCGGCGUCAUCGAACUCUCACUCUCCAGCGGGUUCAGUCUCCGCCAAUGGAAAGUUGGGAUGUAUGUGAUGGUGGUUGGAGGGUACGUUGCACGUGCGGGAGAGUCACCCAUGAUCAAGAUUCACAAGAUUGUUGAUCUUUCAUCAUCCCCUGACCGAGAGGCAAUGUGGUAUCUCGAAGUUGUGGAGGCAUACAAACUGUUCUAUCAGCCUCUUGUUGAAGAAUUUACAUAAUUGGGAGUACAUGAUUCUACAAGAGAAAGGGUGUUUGAGAUUGGCAUCUGACAUUGAGGUGGUAUUCACAUUAUAUUCUUUAUUUCGUGAAAAUUUACUAACUGCAUUUAAAACUAUCACUGUAUUGUUCAUGAAAUAUACAUAUUUGUGAUGCCAAUCUAAUUGUUCUUCGGUGUUCUAAGAAAUCACUUUCUUGUAGCUCCAUUAAUCAUCACCUGUGUUAUAUGAGCA
Messenger RNA from Lotus japonicus, 685 nucleotides. RefSeq lists its product as uncharacterized. Lineage: Eukaryota; Viridiplantae; Streptophyta; Magnoliopsida; Fabales; Fabaceae. Gene Ontology annotation, cellular component: nuclear speck; cytosol. Gene Ontology annotation, biological process: maintenance of rDNA; DNA repair; negative regulation of double-strand break repair via homologous recombination. The record is from RefSeq and is a predicted model, not a curated record. The transcript is spliced from 3 exons. The coding region runs from base 41 to 454 and encodes 137 amino acids.